AUUUUUUCUUAAAUCAACGUGGCCCUCCAUCCUGAGCUGUUGGUCUCUCUGUGGUAUUUGUUGAGAGCUCUACGCUGACUUCGUGGCAUUCAGCUGCAGACCUACGGAAUGCGCGUAAGCUACCGCUUAUGCUGGAGCGCAAAAAUGCUCUGCCCAUGCCCAAUGGGCGCCGUCGCGUUUGCUGCUUGCGCGCGUCUCCAAGGAUGAGAAGACGCUUGGAUGCAUCCAUUCACGAUUUCGUUUUUAUUUGAUAAAACACGUUUUAAAUUUAAUGGUAUUAUUCAUACUUUUCUUUACUCUGUUUUGUCGUGUUUGGAUUCUGCUUAUGUUGAACGUGCAAUCGGUGAGUUGUUGCGUUGCUGCUGCGGAAGACGACCAAGAGCCGAGCUCAGUGGAAGCGAGCGAAUCAAUUUAGAGAAGACAAAAUGAGAGAUAUAUAGAGAGGUUGGGGAACUGACUAGAAGAGAGGGACGAAAGGAGAGAAAACGUCGACCUCACGCCACAGCAAUUGAAAGAGAAAGUGAAGAGCAUCUAAAGCCCACAGAGACAACCCUUCAAGAGCCGAUUUACCAAAUAUCUCCUUUGUUAUUCUCAUAAUGCCAUGGGAUAUACAAAUUCACACUUCCCUAAAAAGAUAUGCUGAAAAAUAGAUUUUAGAUUUAAACUGACACAAACCAAGUCAAGUAAAAAGUAUUAAUGAUCAAUCAAGACAACUGUUCAUCACACUUUUUAAAACAACAUGAAAGAGAAGAAUAGAAGGGUAAAAUGAACACUAACAGAAACACUUAACUGUCUUGUGUUGGAGUGACUUAUUAGACAUAUUAGGACUAGGGGUGGGUCAUGACCCAGUUGCCAUGCGUGUUGUCAUGGUGACCGGCCCCUCCACCCCCUCUCCCCUCCUCUGGUUGGUCCAGCUUUUGCUGUGGCUCCACCAGCAUGGACCUGAGCUGACAGAAGCUGCACCACCAUGUCCCAACCCUUGUAGCUGUUCCAAUCAGGCAAGCCGAGUCAUCUGUACAAGGAAGAGUUUAGUGGAAGUACCGGACAGUAUUUCGGUGAACACAAGAUACCUUAACCUACAAGAGAACACGAUUGAGGUGAUUAAGUCUGAUACGUUCAAGCACCUGCGUCAUUUGGAGAUCUUGCAGCUCUCAAAGAAUCACAUCCGACAGAUUGAGGUGGGCGCUUUCAAUGGCUUGCCCAAUCUCAACACUCUGGAGCUCUUUGACAACCGCCUCACGCUGGUACCGUCACAGGCUUUUGAGUACCUCAGUAAGCUGCGGGAGCUCUGGCUACGAAAUAACCCUAUCGAAACUCUGCCGGCAUAUGCCUUCCACCGCGUUCCCUCCCUACGCCGUCUAGACCUGGGUGAACUCAGGAGGUUGGACUACAUCUCAGAGGCCGCCUUUGAAGGCCUGGUCAACCUGCGUUUCUUAAACUUGGGCAUGUGCGGUCUAAAGGAAAUCCCCAACCUCACGCCCUUGGUUCGACUAGAGGAGCUGGAGCUGUCAGGGAACCAGCUGGGGAAGGUCCGACCGGGGUCCUUCCAAGGCCUGGUGUCGCUGCGCAAACUGUGGCUCAUGCACUCCAAGGUACUCGUCAUCGAGCGCAAUGCGUUUGACGACCUGAAGAACCUGGAAGAGCUCAAUCUUUCACACAAUUCCCUGCACUCUCUGCCCCACGACCUCUUCACCCCGCUGCACCAGUUGGAACGUGUCCACCUCAACCACAACCCCUGGGUUUGCAACUGCGACGUCCUGUGGCUCAGCUGGUGGCUAAAGGAGACGGUGCCCAGUAACACAACGUGCUGCGCCCGCUGCCACGCUCCCCCAGGCCUAAAGGGCCGGUACAUUGGGGAGCUGGACCAGAGCCACUUCACCUGUUACGCUCCAGUCAUUGUUGAGCCACCCACCGACCUCAAUGUCACCGAAGGCAUGGCCGCAGAGCUGAAGUGUCGCACGGGCACAUCUAUGACGUCUGUCAACUGGCUGACCCCGAAUGGCACUCUCAUGACCCAUGGGUCGUACCGCGUCAGGAUCUCGGUCCUUCACGACGGAACCCUAAAUUUCACCAAUGUGACUGUGCAAGACACAGGCCAAUACACCUGCAUGGUGACCAACUCUGCUGGCAACACUACCGCAACCGCAGUGCUUAACGUCUCCUCCUCAGACUCCAGCAACCCCUUCAGCUAUUUCACCACCGUCACCGUAGAAACCGUGGAAACGGUAAACGUGGAGGAUUCCGCCGCGAGGCAGUACAUCAACGAAACCUACGUGCCACCGGAUUACCUGGGUCCCACUGUUUCAGGAGAGGUAAUGGGCAAAGGCAGGGUUGGAUACACCAUAUCUCCAUCUCGCUCUUCCCUCUCCUCUCUUUCCCCUCGAGCCACCAGAGCCACUGAAAAGGCGGUCACCGUGUCAAUAAUGGAUGUCACGAACAUCCCUGGCCUGGAUGACGUUAUGAAGACCACCAAGAUCAUUAUCGGCUGCUUCGUGGCCAUCACCUUCAUGGCUGCUGUGAUGCUGGUCGUCUUCUACAAACUGAGGAAACAGCACCAACUGCACAAGCACCACGGCCCUACUCGCGCCAUUGAAAUCAUCAACGUGGAGGAUGAGAUUGGCGCUGGUGCCGGGAGCGGCAUCUCAGGGGGAUCGACCAUGCAAUCUGGGUGUGGGGGAGAUGGAACCUUAAGGAGGCAUCACCCGGAAAUAGUAAACCUUCCCAACAUUGGGCGAUCAGAUCACCUCAACCAUUACUACAAAGCCAAUCAUUUCAACAACAACGUGAUGGGUCUGAGCAUUGGGACAGGGGCAGGCAUCGGUACCCUUAGCAACAAGAACAACCAGUCUUCACUUAACCAGCAUGGCCAGGACAUCCCCAUCUCCUGUACACAAGUUCCAAUCUCCUCCACCAGUUUCCAGACCAUGUCGGGAAAUGGCACCAACACCAACCUUCAUUCUGUUUCCCCACCUCUGCCAAUGUCCCUCCCCAUGCCCCCUAUGGGAUUACACGGAUCGAUCAAGGGUUUCAUGGGCCAGAACCAGAAUCCACAAAUGGAGCCUCUUCUGUUCAAGGGAAACUCAAAGGAAAACGUCCAGGAAACUCAAAUUUAAAUACAAGGAGUGAGGAGUGCAAGGGAAAGGCAGAAAGGGGAUUGAUGGCUGGUUUACGCACCGAACGAUUAGACAGAACAGUGCAUUGACAUUACACCAGGAGAGAGGAUAGACUGACACGGCAAUACACAAACACAUAGACUGGUCAGCGACAGUGUACUGAGCCAAGGAUUAACUCAAUGGGCCACUUGUGUUUGUAGUAACGAUCACGGCAAUGGAGUUCAAAAACUAACAUCGCUACAAUGUAAAUCUGUGCCAAAGCAAAUGUUUCUUGCAGUUUCUAUGAGUUGUAUUCACAUAGACGAAAAAAGCCUUUCCAAGUACUGUAGCUCAGUCCCCCAAGUCUUUGUUGGCCAGUCAGUCAAGACUUAAGACCUGCACAGCACUUACCACAUUGAAGUUUGGAGACAUUACAGGAAAAAAAAUACUAGAGACAUUUCUCUUUCACGUAAAACAGUUGUGCAAGACACUCUUGUAUGAACUCAAAGUCUCCCUUAAGGCCGUAGAUAGGCAGAAAUGGAAGGACAAAAAGUACAGGACAGUACGAACUACUGUGAAAAUUCCUCAAAUUAUAUAAAUAUAUUUUCAUUUGAAUAUGUAACAUUGCAGACUCCAAUGCAAAAAUAUUUUGGAGGAUAUAUGAGCUGUAAUAGUUUGUUUUGUGAAUAAUCAGGGGCGGUGAUUGUGAAGGUUGAUUAUACUAUACAUAUGUUUUGAGUUUGGGUACUCCUCCAAAACAUAAGGGCUCAAUUGCAACACUCAUUGUGAAUGAAUUUGGCCGCCAUGAAUAUUGAACAACAUUAGGAGAGGUCCACAGUUUUCUGUUUGGGAAGCUUUAGUCUGUGUUUCACUCUCUCCGCAGUGAUGAAAAUUGGAUAUUUCUGUUCUUGUUUGUUUUGAGAGUAUAUUCCAUAUAUUCCAGCAGGCUACUUGCCAGCAUAUACAUGUGCCAUCAGCAAAUGUAGGUGAAAUAAAACACAUCCACAGUGAGCUAAUAUCCUGCAAAAAAUGUAUGGGCAAAAUGAAAUGUUGACAAAGUGUAACUGGACUCAGAUCAGUAGCAAGAUAUUUGCUUUAAGUGGCGAAUUUGAUAUUAACACCUUUCUCAUGGUCGCCAUUUUGAUGCCACACAAUGCUGUCAUAAGGGUGAUUAAAUGCCUGUCUUUGCAGUGGCAUUCAGUAAGUGGAUUCAACUACCAUUAUUGGUUUAGUGGAAGAGAAAUGUAUGAUAACAGUAUUUGGUUGAUGACGAUUGUAUAAACCACUUUUUUACUGUGUACCUCUCAUGUGAUAAUACAAUUUAAAGCUUUGUGCAUUUAAACUUUGUCUCUAAUUAUUUUUGCUUAGUUUGAUAUAAUGUGUGCCAUUGUCUAGCCAUGUAUCAUUCACAUAAAAUAAAUCAAUCAUGUGUUGAUGUAUUGGUGGUUAAUGGAAACCAACUGAAAACAUACUGUAGUUAUAAAGAGUAAUGCUGCAGGCUAUUGCAAUCUUUAUUGGGCCUUUUUGCUUGCCGAUUUUGUCAUCUUUUUUGUUAACAUCCCAUGACAGGCGUUUAGUCAUUCCUAUGAGGGAGUAAUAUUGGCAUUAAAAGGCUGCUUUAAUUGGCAUAAAAUCUAGUUUGUCUCUUGAAAAAACUGCUCUUCUUAGCCCUAAAAAAGUGGUAUGAAUCAACACAGAAUGUUAACGUCAGAAUGGUUGUUGCAAUUGAGUGCAAACUGAACUCGCCAAACCACAUUCAAGUGAAAGGCAGAUUGUUGCAUAGGAGAUUAGAGGUGUGUUAUGUUACUGUAAUACUGCACACUGACGUAUUGGCAGUGAUCUUGCUACCACUAAACAAGUGCUAAUGCUGCACCCCCCGUUCCUCACAGUGCAGGAUGCAUUUUCAGAGCUUGUCUUGAGUGGGUAGGGAGGGUUGGUUCUGAUUUACUUGCUGUUAUAUUCCCAUAAUGAGUGCACCAGUGGGAAAAAAGGUACAUGUUUUUGAGGAAAUAAUGAGGAAGAUAAUGAUAAAAACAACCAUGAUAAUAAUAACAACAUUAAUAAUAAUAAUAAAAAAAUGAUACAUUAUGCCACUGUGGUAUAAGGGCUUUCGAUAUGUUUAGUAUUAAUAUUAAGAAAAUAAUUACUUCUACUUACAAACUUACAGAAUUACUAAUGAAUUUGUCAGUUCUCAUUGUGACUCAGUUUGAGUGUUGCCCCUAAUCUGUCUUAGAUUUGAGACAAAGCGACUGACCAACUAAGGAACAUUUAGGGAGUUGUAAUGCAAGUUUUUACUUGACGCUUUAUGCACAUUUCAUGAAUCAUGAUACUCCCCCUCAAAAGGGGUAAAUAGGAUGAGAAUUAGAUAGUAUUUCAGUAACAUGGUCCAGCAGACACUUUUUGUGGGCAGAGUUCAACUGUUUCCCUACUGAGACGCUACUAGAAUAUAAAUGAAGACUAAAAACUCCAAAAUAUGGCUGCACUGUUGAUGUGCUACAUUUGGUAACUGUGCUUUCAGAUUUCAAAGAGCAUAUUUAAUACCUCUCGAGCAUGCUACGUGAGAGUAAAUCACUGUACAGAACAGAACAAGAAAGUUGUUUCUCGGAAUUAUAAUAUUUGGCAAUGUUUGAUGAUAGACAUCACAAAUUCUAGAGAGGUUCCUUACAUAGCAUUGAAAAAAUGUAUCAACAAAUGUUUGAAGAUAGUAUGAUCAUUAUUGUUAUUAAUAUUUAUUGUUGUUAUUAUUGUUAAAUUUUUAUGAUUAUCAAACACAGUGUUACAACUUAAAGUGAAUGGUGCAGUGGAUACCUACGCAACUGAAACAUGAUGGAGGAAAUACACAACAGCCACCACUUAACCCAAGUAACUACAUCAGAAGAUAACAAAUGAACUUUGACAAUGGUCAUCUUUACUAAAGAAGAUGAUGAUGACCUCAAUGGAUGGAAUACUGAGUGUGUUGUUUUUCCCGCCCCUUGUAACAACUGGAUGCUACAGCCCAGAUGCCAUUUGUUUGGAGCUAAAUUUGGUUGGUUACACCGAAUGUGGAUUACUGUUAUUUCAGCCACAAAAUUGUGAGAAAAUUAUGAUCUUUUGGUACGAAAUUCCAUUUGAUGAACUGAACGAGAAACUGAACUAUGUUGUUGUUUGGAAAGCUUUUUAAUGAAGAGAAAGAAAGUUAAGCUUUAGAAAACCUAUAGAUUUCUUUAAAUGCAAAAUAAUAAAAUGUGACAUUUUUGUGUUCA
This is a messenger RNA of Esox lucius (northern pike), 6334 nucleotides long. It is a transcript of the gene lrrc4bb, whose product is annotated as leucine rich repeat containing 4Bb. Gene Ontology annotation, cellular component: plasma membrane. Gene Ontology annotation, molecular function: protein binding. Lineage: Eukaryota; Metazoa; Chordata; Actinopteri; Esociformes; Esocidae. The record is from RefSeq and is a predicted model, not a curated record. The transcript has 3 exons. Bases 855 to 3113 code for a protein of 752 amino acids.